CCACUCCCGCCGCGGCCCCCCCUUCCCCUAAAGUGAGUGAGUGAGACGGGCAGAUGGAGGAGGGACUGUAAUGGCGGCGGCCGGCAGCUCCCUGCUCUGACCCACGGCAGGCAUACAGCAACGACCCCCUCCCUGCCCCUCUCUCUGCCGGCCUCCGCCCCGCCGCUAGCGCGGGGCCACCCUCUCCGGCCCUUCCCCCAGCCGUCGGCGUCUCGCCCUGCGCCCCGGCCGGGGCCCCACACACAAUGGACGAGCUCGCCGGAGGCGGUGGUGGCGGCCCGGCGAUGGCGUCCCCUCCACGGCAGCAGCAAGGACCCGGGGGGAACAUGAGCCUUUCGCCAGGGGGGAAUGGAGCGGCGGGCGGCGGGGGUCCUCCGGCCGCCGAGGGAGCGGGUCCCGCGGCAGGCCCCGAGCUGUCCCGGCCGCAGCAGUACACUAUCCCAGGGAUCCUGCACUACAUCCAGCACGAGUGGGCUCGGUUCGAGAUGGAGCGGGCGCACUGGGAGGUGGAGCGGGCCGAACUACAGGCUCGGAUAGCAUUUUUGCAAGGAGAAAGAAAAGGUCAAGAAAACUUGAAGAAGGAUUUAGUAAGAAGAAUAAAGAUGUUAGAGUAUGCAUUAAAACAAGAAAGGGCAAAAUAUCACAAAUUAAAAUAUGGCACAGAACUGAACCAAGGUGACUUGAAAAUGCCAACCUUUGAAUCAGAAGAAACCAAAGACACAGAGGCUCCCACAGCACCUCAAAAUAGCCAGUUAACGUGGAAGCAAGGCAGACAACUGUUAAGACAAUAUCUUCAGGAAGUAGGUUAUACAGAUACAAUAUUAGAUGUACGGUCUCAGCGGGUAAGAUCAUUACUUGGACUGUCCAAUUCAGAACCAAAUGGAUCAGUAGAGACAAAGAAUUUAGAACAGAUCCUGAAUGGAGGUGAAUCUCCUAAGCAAAAAGGACAAGAUAUCAAAAGGACUUCUGGUGACGUUCUUGAGACAUUCAAUUUCUUAGAAAAUGCUGAUGACAGCGACGAAGAAGAGGAAAAUGACAUGAUUGAAGGCAUCCCAGAAGGAAAAGACAAACAUCGGAUAAAUAAACACAAAAUAGGUAAUGAAGGCUUAGCUGCUGACCUAACUGAUGAUCCAGAUACUGAGGAAGCACUGAAAGAAUUUGAUUUUUUAGUAACUGCUGAAGAUGGUGAAGGAGCUGGAGAAGCACGAAGUUCAGGGGAUGGCACAGAAUGGGGGGUCAACAGGACAAAACUCUGCGACACGAUAGCUGAUCUGGGAGAUGAUGAGCUGCCCCUCAUCCCUUCAGGAAUCAUAAAUCAGUCUAGGUCAGCCUCUACUAGAAUGACUGAUCAUGAAGGUGCAAGAGCAGAGGAAGCUGAACCAAUAACGUUUCCAUCUGGAGGAGGCAAGUCAUUUAUUAUGGGUUCUGAUGAUGUUUUGUUAAGUGUACUGGGCCUUGGAGACCUUGCAGACUUGACGGUAACAAAUGAUGCAGACUAUAGUUAUGAUUUGCCUGCCAAUAAAGAUGCCUUUCGAAAGACAUGGAAUCCCAAGUAUACACUACGUAGCCAUUUUGAUGGAGUUCGGGCAUUAGCUUUUCAUCCUGUAGAACCUGUGCUGGUUACUGCCUCUGAGGACCAUACUCUGAAACUUUGGAACUUGCAAAAAACAGUUCCUGCCAAAAAGAGUGCCUCUUUAGAUGUAGAGCCUAUCUACACAUUUAGGGCCCACAUUGGUCCUGUUCUGUCACUAGCUAUUAGUUCCAAUGGAGAGCAGUGUUUUAGUGGUGGUACUGACGCAACUAUCCAGUGGUGGAACAUGCCUAGUCCUAAUGUGGAUCCAUAUGAUACAUAUGAGCCAAAUGUUCUAGCUGGCACUUUAAUUGCUCAUACAGAUGCUGUCUGGGGUCUUGCUUAUAGUGGCAUAAAAAAUCAAUUACUGUCUUGUUCAGCAGAUGGCACUGUUAGAUUAUGGAGUCCACAAGAAAAAUUGCCAUGUAUUUGCACUUACAAUGGAGACAAAGAGCAUGGAAUACCUACAUCAGUUGACUUUAUAGGCUGUGAUCCAGCUCAUAUGGUGACCUCUUUCAACACUGGUAGUACAGUAAUUUAUGAUUUAGAAACAUCACAGUCAUUGGUGAUGCUUUCAUCACAGAUGGAUUCUGGUUUACAAUCCAGUAAUCACAUUAACAGAGUAGUAAGUCAUCCCACACUUCCUGUUACAAUAACUGCUCAUGAAGAUAGACACAUCAAAUUUUUUGACAAUAAAACGGGUAAAAUGAUCCAUUCUAUGGUAGCUCAUUUGGAUGCUGUUACAAGCCUAGCAGUAGAUCCUAAUGGAAUCUAUCUGAUGUCUGGAAGCCAUGACUGUUCUAUUAGAUUGUGGAAUUUGGACAGCAAGACAUGUGUGCAGGAAAUAACAGCACAUAGGAAGAAACUAGAUGAAUCAAUUUAUGAUGUUGCUUUCCAUCCAUCAAAAGCAUAUAUUGCUAGUGCAGGGGCUGAUGCCCUUGCCAAAGUAUUUGUGUGAAUCAACAAAAACUCUCAUCAUAACAGCAGAUUUGCUUGGACACAAAGGGUCUGCAUCACUGCCAUCAAAAAAAUUAAUGAUAUGACACUACAUAUGAUCUGCCUGGUGAAGGCUAUUUGGGCAGGCAUAAAUUGGUGGAAAUCACAUCUUAACGUCAGGCUCAUUAAUUUAAUUGUAAUUACUGUAUUUCGUGGGACAAAAAAAGGACUCCAUUAUUUGUGGCCUGUACUGGAUAUGAACUGAGCGUAUGUCUGUCUUUUAGGUAUCUUUAAGCCAAUGUGGAGUCUGAUCUGACAAAAAGACUUCUGUUUUGGACUCUGUGUGCUGCCUUAGGGUUAGGAAUGUGGUGCUCUUGUUGGGGGGAAGUGAGCUCCAAGAGUAGCUUUUUUCAUCUCUUAGUGAUCUUCUGUUUAUUGGUUGAAUGCCACAGAUUCCCUUUUAAACUUAUUUUGCUUUAAAAAAAAAAAAAAAGAAAAUUUAACUUAAGAUAUUUUAGCAUUAGUUGCACAAAAUGUUUGGAUAAAAUUCUAGUUUUUAUAAGUCUUUUUAUAUAUUUAGCCUGUCACAACAGUGCUCAAGAUUGUAUUGAAGUUUUUCUGCAUUAUACAACCCUGAAACACAGAGAUCUCACUGACCCGCUGCCGUGUAACCACACUCUUUCCUUCUUUUGCAUAAUACAGCUCAGCUAAGUCUUUCCAUAAAGAUGCUAAAUCACGAUCAUCAUCACGUAACUGUCUUCUGAAACCAAGGACUAUUAAGUGUAUUAAAAUGAAACGGUGGGGUUUAGUACUCCAAAUGAACUCUUAAAAAAUAAAAAAAUAAAAAAACUAAUCUUGGCAUCCUAUCACUAUGUGAUAUUUUGUACAUCUUACUGUAUUUACAAGUUUAUUUAUCAAGGAUUAUCCAUCUUGCUAAUAGCCUAUUAUUUAUUUCACUUUUUGUUGGUCUUUAUAUCCUUUUAUUAAUGUGCUAAAGGAACCUGUAUAUCUAUUUUGGAACUCUUUGAUAGUCUAAAAUAGACUAAAAAUGGAAUAUUUUAUAGUUUAAGUUACAAACCAAGGUGACUCCCCCAGAUACAUAUCUUGGUUUACCAUGAUUCCAGACAAAACUAUCUUGUUUUAAAAUAUUUGGAGUAAAAUUUGAAAUACAAAUAAGAUACAAAAAUAGUUGAAUCAGGAUACAGAAAUCUGCUGUGUUUGGACUAGUUAUCCCUGUUUUAUUUUUUCAGAUGUGCUUAAUUUUAUGGUGUAACUAAAGAUUUUGUUUGUGUAAUGCAUGAUUAAGACAAUAAAGUAUUUUUUCUAGUCUUCCAAAAAACUUUUCUGAUCAGUUUGCGAGUUUUGAUGAGUUUUGUAAGGUUUUUGUUUUACAAACUAUGAAUCAGCAAAUUUUUAAGAUUGUACCACAUAGCGAACGUACCGCUGUUGAAAAAUAAUGUAUAUAAAAUGCAUAUAAUAAAUAUUAAAUUGUGUACCUGUAUGUUACUGUUGGCUACAUUAUUUUGUGUUGAAUAAUAAAGUGCAAUACUUUACUCUCCAUUGUUAAACUAGGUAAUGGAGAUGAUUUCUCAGUGAGUCCUUCAUUUUUAUGCUCUUCUUUUAAAUUUUAUACUGUUUACUGAUAAUCUUCAACAAAAUUAGAACAGUUAAUAACUACUAAGAAUGUUUUUUAAAAGUAUUUCACCCCAUUUGGGGAUUAAAAAAAACCUUCUAUUGAAGUUCAGAUAAUUCAAAAUAAACCCCCCCCAAAAAAAAAAAAAACAAGUUGCAGAGAUGCAGUUUUAUAUCAUAUCCUUAAGCUAUCCUACUACUUUAUUAAGUCUGAAUUUCAGUUAAUAUUGUUAUUUUUCCUAUCUAGCCAAACCUAUUUCCCACAGAAGAGUUUAGCAGAGAAUAAACUGUAUUACUCAUUAAUUAAAAUUUAUCCUCAUAAGUGAUGUUAAGUAUUAGUAUCUUCAGACUUUUCCUUCAACAAGUAAUAUCCUUUUUCUUUGAAGGGAAUUGCAAAUGGACUUAGAAGGUAACAUGAGAAAACUUUGAAAACAUUAGAAAGAUUUGGCAAAUUCUAUUCUAAUAUGCCUAAUGGCUACUGCAAAAAAAUAAAUACAUUAUACAUACUUUGAGAUAUUUUGCCACCUACCAUAAAAAUUCAAGUGGCAAUUUUAGUCAUGGCUGGUGAAACACUAAAACUUUUCAGAAGUUUUCCUUAAAAUACUGGGGUUUUGGUUUUCUCAGUUGAAGAUUCAACUUAGAGAUGCAUUUUGUCUUCCUCUCCCCCCCACCCCUUUGUUUUUAAAAUAAAUAAGAGCGAGCUUUCCAAAGCUUAGUAUUGUUUUCUGGCAGCUGUUCCAAGGCAAUGAUUACUGUUUUAACUGAAAUAUGAUUAUCAUUAUGGCAAUGCAUAAACAUUUUUGGAAUGUGUUAAAACUGAAAUGCAUAAAAACAGUAUCAGUAUAUGUUUUUCUUCUUAUUCUACUUUGGUUGUAUUUUCUCUACAGUAUUAAACAUUUCGAAGAGACUAAAAGGAUGCAAAAAGAA
Messenger RNA from Capra hircus (goat), 5065 nucleotides. RefSeq names its product striatin 3 (gene STRN3). The transcript is spliced from 17 exons. Gene Ontology annotation, cellular component: dendrite. NCBI's taxonomy places the organism in Eukaryota, Metazoa, Chordata, Mammalia, Artiodactyla, Bovidae. The record is from RefSeq and is a predicted model, not a curated record. The coding region runs from base 246 to 2528 and encodes 760 amino acids. Gene Ontology annotation, molecular function: protein-containing complex binding; armadillo repeat domain binding; calmodulin binding.